UGUGAUUGGUCCGUCGCGGUGGGUGUUUCCGCAUUCCGCGCAGAGCUGUCAGCAGAAGCAGCGAGUUUGAAGACGCGGGGGGAAGCGGACUGUCGCGUCUGUGGAGAAAAGCUCCACAGUCAGUGUCUCCCGGGGGAUCCACGCUGCAGAGAGGGGACGCGAUGCCGCACAUGCUGAUCAGCACGCAGAUCCGACUGGAGAAUGGCCCGACAAAUGUGGGAGAUGAGUACUCCGAUCCAGCUGUCAUGAAUUACCUGGGAGCCAGGAAAACAACCAUGCUGGGAAACAAUUUCUCCGAGUACCAUGUUGACGACCCACCACGUCUCGUGUUGGACAAGCUGGAGAAGAUUGGCUUCCGCGUGCUGACGAUGACAGGGGUGGGACAGACACUGGUGUGGUGCCUGCACAAGGAGACGGAGUGAUCGAUCAUGGAGCCAGUGUUGACUGUAUCAAAAUACACCUGAUCAUUUGAAUAGAUGGAUGAAUUGUGCGGUACAGCUUUUUCUUGUGCUAACUUUGGUUCUCUGCUCCUUGUGUGUCACACUGACAGAAACAUUAGCCAAGUCAGACAAAUGAUCUUAAAUCUGAGAUUAUCCCAGACGAAAGGUUUCAGAUUACGAUGGAUAGUUGACACGUCAGGGGAACACCAAACUACAUUCCACAGAUUUUAUGAGACUGCUUGUCCAUGUUGUUUGCUGUUUACUCCUGAUGACUGAGUUUAAGUUUAUGGAGUGAGGGCGCAGUAUUAGAACUUAAUUAAAGAAAUUACAGUAGAGUCAUUAAAAGGCCUCAUCCAGUUCUUUCUUUCCUAUAAGUGCAUAAAAGACUAAUAGAAAAGUUUGUGCUGACAGAAGGGUGUUUUGUAAGUUGUGAUGAUGUAAUGAUAAUGAUUGCUUGUGUAAUUAUUAAUGAAA
This is a messenger RNA of Paralichthys olivaceus (Japanese flounder), 914 nucleotides long. RefSeq names its product GTP cyclohydrolase I feedback regulator (gene gchfr). Gene Ontology annotation, molecular function: GTP cyclohydrolase binding. Gene Ontology annotation, biological process: negative regulation of biosynthetic process. The record is from RefSeq and is a predicted model, not a curated record. Gene Ontology annotation, cellular component: nucleus; cytoplasm. Lineage: Eukaryota; Metazoa; Chordata; Actinopteri; Pleuronectiformes; Paralichthyidae.